CGGCCCUCGCGUGCCAGGCCUCCAGGAAGGGUUUAGGGGUAGAGGGGAGGUGGGUGCGGCAUCCCUGGGCGGGUCAAGCCUCUGCAGGGUGUCGCUGCCCUGCCCUCUGGGUCCCGGGGCGGGGAGGCCACACAAUGGCAGGAAGCCGGGCCGGCUUUGGGCUUUGUCCGGCACGGCACAGACCUCAGCUUCCUCCAGCCACCAUGGGGACCGGGCCUGGCGUCUCUGCGCGGCCAGCGGCCUCCAGGCCAGACCCUGGGCCACUCUCCCUGGACUCGGAGCCCCGCAGGGCACAGGGCAGUAGAGUGCAGGUAUGCCAUCAUGCUGACUGCCAGCAGCUGCACUGCCGGGGACCCCUCAACCUCUGUGAGGCCUGUGACAGCAAGUUCCGCAGCACCGUCCAUUAUGACGGCCAUGUCCGCUUCGACCUGGCCCCUCAAGGGUCUGUCCUGGCUCGGAAUGUGUCCACCCGCUCGUGCCCGCCUCGCACCAGCCCUGCCCUGGACCUGGAGGAAGAGGAGGAGAGCAUGGCAGAUGGCAGAGGGGACCGGAAGACCACGGGCCUGAAGCUGUCCAAGAAGAAGGCGAGGAGGAGGCACACAGAUGACCCGAGCAAGGAGUGCUUCACCUUGAAAUUUGACCUCAACGUGGACAUUGAGACGGAGAUCGUCCCGGCCAUGAAGAAGAAGUCACUGGGGGAGGUGCUGCUUCCUGUGUUUGAAAGGAAGGGCAUCGCCCUGAGCAAAGUGGACAUCUACCUGGACCAGUCCAACACGCCGCUGUCCCUCACCUUUGAGGCCUACAGGUUCGGGGGACACUACCUGAGGGUCAAAGCCAAGCCGGGGGACGAGGGCAAGGUGGAACAGGGCGUGAAGGACUCCAAGUCCCUGAGCCUGCCCAUCCUGCGGCCAGUGACCGGGGCGGGACCCCCCGCGCUGGAGCGUGUGGACCCCCAGAACCGCCGGGAGAGCCUUGAUGUUCUGGCCCCUGGACGCCGGCGUAAGAACAUGUCAGAGUUCCUGGGGGAGGCCAGCGUCCCAGGGCAGGAGCCCCCCACGCCCUCCAGCAGCUCUCUGCCCACUUCCGGUGGCCCAAGCAGCGGGGGUGGCGACAGCUGGAAGAACCGGGCGGCCAGUCGCUUCAGCGGCUUCUUCAGCUCCAGCCCCAGCGCCAGCGCCCCCGGCCGGGAGGUGGACAAGAUGGAGCAGCUGGAAGCCAAGCUGCACGCCUACAGCCUCUUCGGGCUGCCCCGGCCGCCCCGGCAGCUGCGCUUUGACCAUGACUCCUGGGAGGAGGAGGAGGAAGAUGAGGAGGACGAGGAGGAGGACCGUGCCUGCCCGCGGCUGGAGGACAGCUGGCGGGAGCUCAUCGACGGCCACGAGAAGCUGACCCGGCGGCAGUGUCACCAGCAGGAGGCCGUGUGGGAGCUCCUGCACACCGAGGCCUCCUACAUCCGGAAACUGCACGUGAUCACCAACCUGUUCCUUUGCUGCCUUCUGAACUUACAAGAAUCCGGGCUACUGUGUGAGGUGGAGGUGGAGCGGCUGUUCAGCAACAUCCCCGAGAUCGCGCGCCUGCACCGCGCGCUGUGGGGCACCGUGAUGGCGCCGGUGCUGGACAAGGCGCGGCGCGCGCGGACCCUGCUGCGGCCCGGGGACUUUCUCAAAGGCUUCAAGACGUUCGGAUCCCUCUUCAAGCCUUACAUCCGCUACUGCAUGGAGGAGGAGGGUUGCAUGGAGUACAUGCGCGGCCUGCUGCGUGACAACGACCUGUUCCGCGCGUACGUCACGUGGGCCGAGAAGCACCAGCAGUGUCAAAGACUGAAGCUGAGCGACAUGCUGGCCAAGCCCCACCAGCGCCUCACCAAGUAUCCGCUGCUGCUCAAGUCGGUGCUGAGGAAGACUGACGAGCCGCGGGCCAGGGAGGCCGUCGUCACCAUGCCCCCUCGCGGUCCGCAGAUCAGCUCGGUGGAGCGCUUCAUCCACCAAGUGAAUGCGUGCAUGAGGCAGCGGCAGGAGCGGCGGCGGCUGGCUGCCGUGGCCAGCCGCAUCGACGCCUACGAGGUGGUAGAGGGCAGCAACGACGAGGUGGACAAGCUCCUGAAGGAGUUUCUGCACCUGGACCUCGCGGCGCCCAUGCCCGGAGCCUCACCCGAGGAGACCCGGCAGCUGCUGCUGGAGGGCAGCCUGAAGAUGAAGGAGGGGAAGGACAGCAAGAUGGAUGUGUACUGCUUCCUCUUCACCGAUUUGCUGCUGGUGACCAAGGCGGUAAAGAAGGCUGAGAGGACCAAAGUCAUCAGGCCACCGCUGCUCUUGGACAGGAUCGUGUGCCGGGAACUCCGGGACCCUGGCUCCUUCCUUCUCAUCCACCUGAACGAGUUCCACAGUGCUGUGGGUGCCUACACAUUCCAGGCCAGUGGCCAGGCCUUAUGCCGUGGUUGGGUGGAUGCCAUUUACAAUGCCCAGAACCAGCUGCAGCAGCUGCGUGCUCAGGAGCAGUCAGGCAGCCAGCAGCAGCUGCAGAGCCUGGAGGAGGAGGAAGAUGAGCAGGAAGAGGAAGAGGAGGAAGACGAGGAGAGUAGCACUUCGGUGGCCAGCUCCCCCACCGUUCUGCACAACAGCAGCCGCAGCCUGAACUCCCAGCGCUGUGCUUCUGAUGGCUCUACCGAGACCCUGGCUGUGGUUGUGGUCCAGCCAGGGGAGAUGCUGUCCUCCCCCGAAUUUGACAGUGGCCCCUUCAGCUCCCAGUCGGAUGAAACCUCUCUGGGUACCACAGCCUCCUCCAUCACGCCCACCAGCGAGCUGCUGCCCCUGGGCCCAGUGGAUGGCCGCUCCUGCUCCAUGGACUCAGCCUAUGGCACCCUGUCCCCCUCCUCCCUGCAGGACUUUGUAGCCCCAGCCCCAGUAGCAGAGUUGACACCCCAGCCCCUAGAGCCAUCACGCACCCCUUCCCCUCCACCCUCACCCCGCCUCCGCCGACGGACACCAGUCCAGCUUCUGCCUCGCCCACCCCACCUGCUCAAGUCCAAAUCUGAAGCCAACCUCCUGCAGCUGCUGUCUGGGGCUGCCCCCCACGCAGCACCCCCAGCUCCCAGCCGAAGCCUGUCUGAGCUCUGCCUGGCUGCUGCCACCCCUAGCACUAGGACUCAGGGCUCCCCACAGGGAGUGGGGCCUGGCUGGAACUAUCAGGGACUAUCUAGCCUGGGCUGUGGCCCUAAGCCAUCGGAGCUGGAGGGCAGAGCCAGCUGCCAGGCUGGGGAGCCUGUGGGCCCCACCAGGAGGAGGUGCAGGGAGCUGCCCCUGGGGGUGUCACCCCAGGCCCAGCCUGAGCCCCCUCCAGGGCUCUCAGCUCAGCAUAGGAAGCUGACCCUGGCCCAGCUCUAUCGAAUCAGGACCACCCUGCUGCUCAACUCCACGCUGACUGCCUCGGAAGUCUGAGCAGAGGGAGCCCCUACCAAGGGUGCCGCUGACCAAGGGACAGCAGAUACAUGCCUCCUGGGAGUGUGGCCCCUGCUUCUGCUGAGCCAGAGUGCUGGGCGGGACCCCUGCCCACCACCCUGGCUGAUUUGCACUUGCCGGACUCGAUGGAGUGGAGGACAGCUUGGUGGAGCCCCUGACCCAGGCUACAGGAUGCCCCUGCCUGCCCAGAGGGUCCGGUGUUCCCUGUUCCUGAGGUUACCAGCUUUGGCCCUCUGGACUGGGCUCCCAAGAUGCUGGUCCCACUGCCACCUUCAUCUGGCCUCAAAGGGACCAGCCCCUGUCCCUAGCACCCACCCUCCCAGUCCUGCUGGCCGCCCCAGGCUCAGGUUGCCGCUGUGUAAAGCUGAGUAUUUAUUGAGCAAUGGUUCUUUCAUAAAGACUUGUAUAUAUUC
Molecule: messenger RNA, 3871 nt
Organism: Cavia porcellus (domestic guinea pig)
Lineage: Eukaryota; Metazoa; Chordata; Mammalia; Rodentia; Caviidae
Gene: Plekhg5
Product: pleckstrin homology and RhoGEF domain containing G5
Exons: 21
Coding region: 135-3437 (1100 amino acids)
Biological process (GO): endothelial cell migration; Rho protein signal transduction
Cellular component (GO): axon; endocytic vesicle; plasma membrane
Molecular function (GO): guanyl-nucleotide exchange factor activity
Source: RefSeq, a predicted model, not a curated record